This is a messenger RNA of Hibiscus syriacus, 1419 nucleotides long. RefSeq names its product NAC domain containing protein 50-like. NCBI's taxonomy places the organism in Eukaryota, Viridiplantae, Streptophyta, Magnoliopsida, Malvales, Malvaceae. The record is from RefSeq and is a predicted model, not a curated record. Gene Ontology annotation, biological process: regulation of DNA-templated transcription. Gene Ontology annotation, molecular function: DNA binding. Bases 16 to 1332 code for a protein of 438 amino acids. The transcript is spliced from 4 exons.
AACUAUUCUCUCUCUAUGGGUCGUCAAAAUUCUUUAGCCGCAGAUCAAAGACUAACGGCGGCGGCGAAGACUGGCUGUUCAGAGACGGAGUUAGCACCUGGGUUUCGAUUCCACCCAACCGAUGAAGAAAUUGUUAGUUAUUAUUUGAAAAGAAAAGUUAUCAACAAGCCUGUCAUAUUUAAGGCUAUCGGUGAAGUUGAUAUUUACAAGCAUGAACCGUGGAACCUUCCAGACAAAUCAAGAUUGAAAACCAGAGAUCAGGAAUGGUAUUUCUUCAGUUCAUUGGAUAAGAAGUAUAGCAAUGGGGGAAGAAUGAACAGGGCUACAAACCAAGGGUAUUGGAAGACCACGGGUAAAGAUCGAGAGGUCCAUCACAAUUCGCAGGUUAUCGGGAUGAAGAAGACGUUAGUCUUUCAUAGCGGGAAAGCUCCAGAUGGAUUGCGAACCAAUUGGGUUAUGCAUGAGUACCGGCUCGUUGAAGAAGAGUUGGAAAGGAUUGGAGCAUCUCAGGGUUAUGUGCUCUGUAGAGUAAUUCAUAAGAAUAAUAUUGGACCACCAAAUGGAAACCGAUAUGCACCUUUCAUUGAGGCAGAGUGGGAUGAUGAUUCAGCCAUUUUGUUUCCGGGAGUAGACACCAAGGAUGAUGCAGUAACUGUUAGCGAUUCGAUAGCCGGCAAUGAUGUGGCAGCUGCUCAGAAUGCUGCGACUGAAAGCAACGGUGUUCAAAGGAUCAGUUCCGAGCAGGACAUUCAAUAUCUGGAAGAGGAUGCUCCGCCUAGUGAUGAAGUUCUGAGAGAGUUGCCGAAUGAGAGAACGGAUGACCGUACUUUGUUAUCUCCAUGCAAGAUCAAUAGAUCAGAUGAUUGCAUGCAUAAUCGAGAAUCACCCUUAUCUCUAUCCCAAUACAAGAGAAGGCGGCAUACAGAUUCAGUUCCAAACCAUGCAAAUAUUUCUGAGAAUUCUACUAAAACUACUCAGGGUCAUUGUUCAGCUAGAACAAAGACAAUGUCUCCAUCAUCCGCUACAAAAACAGCAGUUUCUGCACUCUUGGAAUUUUCGUCGAUAGAAACUAUAGAACCGAAAGAGAAUCAGAACACUUGUUCUCCUCCUCCGCCAAAAAACAUUACAAGUAGUCUAUAUUCCGUUGUGCCUCCUGAUUGCAUGAAACUUAUCAACGAACUACAAUAUGAGGUCCGCAAGAUCUCCUUUGAGAAGGAUUCAUUGAGGCUCGAAUUGAUGAGUGCUCGAACUAUGAUCAGCAUUCUACAUUCGAGAAUCGAUUCUCUUAUUGAUGAAAACGAGGAACUGAAGAGGAGCAACCGAGACAGGUAGCACGGGUUGCCUAGGAGCUUUUCUGGCAGAUUUCCUUAUCUUUACCCUUAUUUAGGCAUGAAUUGUUGUUCACCGGCAUUAGCAUUC